This is a messenger RNA of Lentinula edodes (shiitake mushroom), 2049 nucleotides long. RefSeq lists its product as uncharacterized. Gene Ontology annotation, molecular function: flavin adenine dinucleotide binding; N,N-dimethylaniline monooxygenase activity; NADP binding. Lineage: Eukaryota; Fungi; Basidiomycota; Agaricomycetes; Agaricales; Omphalotaceae. Bases 83 to 1870 code for a protein of 595 amino acids. The transcript has 13 exons. The record is from RefSeq and is a predicted model, not a curated record.
GGUCCUCCGCCGCGUUUUGCUAUCCCUGCAAUAUUUCUUGUAUAUAUACGACAAGUGACUCACAGUAUCUUGCGUGUUCAGAAUGCAUUAUGCUGCCCUCAUCAUCAUCUCACUUCUUACAACAGUUAGCGCGUCAUAUCAAAACCCUCUCAUUUACGAGUAUCCAUUCGCUGGUACCAAAGAAGACAAACGAGAAUCCUCGUCAUACAAGUUCAAAUGGCCAAUACACAAAGUUGCAAUAAUCGGCGCUGGGGGAGGAGGUCUCGUCGCCUACCGCGAAUUCAAACGUAUGGGGUACCAAGUCCGCAUCUUCGAAAGGGAUUCUGUUCCGGGUGGGAAUUGGCAUUAUACAGACGAAGUUCCGCAGAAUGCGCCUGUACCGAACCUGGACCCAUCUGAAGCUGACUUUCGACCGCACAUUCCCCCAAGUGACGUGCUCCUACCAUAUGAAGAGAAUUUCGUCGGUAUUGAGCCCGGCAAAAUGCUAAAUGCCAGGCGGGAACACAGGGCACCAAAGCCGAUUUGGCAUUCCCUGACGUCGACUGCUCCCAAGCAAAACCAAGAGCUCAGAGAACUGCCUUGGCCAGACCAUACCCCGUUGACAUUAACUCAAAACCAUUUACAACGUUACGUCCGCACGUUUGCUUCCCUUCAUGAGAUCAACAGUAAUGACAAUAGCCCCAACACAUCAUACAACACCCGUGUGGAACGCGUCGACAAGCGUUUUGACGCAGAUGGAAGAAAAGUUGGAUGGACCCUUACACUGCGCAAGUUCAUUGAGACUGGACCAACUUCUUACAAAAUACAAUGGUGGACAGAGGAUUUCGAUGCAAUCGUGGUCGCGUCAGGCCGCUUCUCCGCUCCCAAUCUCCCUCGUAUACCUGGUCUUUCACAAUGGGCACAACUCUACCCGGAACUCAUCUCCCACUCCCGUCAAUAUCGUCGUCCGGAAGAGUUUGCUAACCAGACUGUUUUGGUUGUAGGUGGUUCUGUCAGCGGGACAGAGAUCGCUGAAGAUAUAAGCGGGAAGGCAAAGAAGGUAUUUUUAAGUGUCAGGCCGCAUGAAGAUUCUGUUUUCCGCGAAACAAGAAAUAUGUACCUAUCACGAGUGCCCAACAAUGUGUCCAUCGUGCCAGAAAUCAAGUUCUUCCACCCGUUGCCAAUUCGACCGACAGAUUCUAGCUCUGGAAUUCAAUCAGGAGAAAUCGAAUUGAUCAAUGGCACUCUGCUACGAGGAUUUGAUAAGGUCAUAUUUGCCACUGGAUUCCGAUAUGCGUUUCCUUUUCUGCCACAAUACCACGAUGCUUCUCUACGUCCUAAUGAAACAAUUCCGUCUGCAAGCGGACGACCCCAACCACUCGUUACGGAUGGAACGCACAUUCGGAGUCUUCAUUUAGAUCUGUUCUACAUCGAGGAACCGACGAUAGGAUUUAUCAACAUGAACCUAGGCAUCGAGUCAUUCAUGUACUCUGAGUUCGCCGCUUCCGCUAUUGCUAAGGUCUGGGCAGGUCAAGCAAAGCUACCAUCCACAAAGCAAAUGUGGGAGCUACAUUGGAAGCGCGUAAGGGAUGCUGGAGGGGCAUACGGGGGACAAUUCAUGUAUCUGGGAAGUGCAAAGGAAGCAGCUAUGGUUCGAUACAUUGUUGGUUGGCUGAACGAAGACGCCGUGAAAUACGGUGGACAUCAGAUUGACGGUCCGUCAGAAAAUCGUCAUCAAGUAUUCCUGGUCUGGGUCGUAGCUCAAUUUCCUGAUUACAACGUCAAGUCCAAUCAGUCAGCUUUUAGUGUUAGCGGUGGAAGCUUCGGAUUAGAUGUUGAAGAGCAACGAAGGCUCGUCGAAACAUGGACUGCUGGGAGGGAUGAUUGGUGAAACGUACAUAGACGUUGGGAGUUUGAACUGCAUUAGAAAAUCGCAUUUCGCGGUAGAUGAAUGUACAAUUUUCAGUUUUCUAGUUUUCCUUACUUUCUCUGUUAACUAGAACAUAAGCGUGGGUUGGUAUGUAUAAGUACUCUAUCCGAUACAAAAUCUGCAACAAAAAAAACUAAAAC